CCUCUUGUCCGACCUCAUCCCCUUCCGCAUCUCGCCCCUUCGUCCGCCUCCUAUCUGGUUCCCUCCUCCCUCCUCCCUCCUCCCAUGGCCGAACUCUUUGCGGACAGCCGCCCGCCGCGUCCUUAGCCGCUAGAUUUUGAAUCCUACCCUUUCCACUCUCUCCUCGCUCCGCUUCGACCUCAAAUCCCUCCGCUAGGGUUCUUGGCCCCGAUUGGUACUGCUGCGAUGUCGUCGAUCCUGCCAAGGAACGAGACGGUCCAGAUCCGCGAGGUGUGGGCGGAAAACCUCGAGGCAGAGUUCUCCCUGAUCCGCGAGAUCGUCGACGACUUUCCCUACGUCGCCAUGGACACUGAGUUCCCAGGCAUCGUCUGCCGCCCCCUGGGGAACUUCCACUCCAACUCUGAUUUUAACUAUGCCACACUUAAGGCCAACGUAGACAUGCUCAAACUCAUCCAGCUCGGUCUCACCUUCUCCGACGACCUCGGUAAUCUUCCAACUUGCGGCACCGACCGAGGCUGUAUCUGGCAGUUUAACUUUCGCGAGUUCGAUGUUCAGCGUGAUAUCUCCGCCUCCGAUUCCAUUGAUCUCCUUUGUCAGAGCGGCAUUGACUUCCAGAAGAAUGUCGACAAGGGCAUAGACGCGCAGAGGUUCGCUGAACUGCUGAUGUCGUCAGGUAUCGUGCUGAAUGACUCCGUGCACUGGGUGACCUUCCACAGCGGAUACGACUUUGGAUACCUUCUCAAGCUGCUCACCUGCCAGAACCUACCUGACACCCAGGUUGGGUUCUUCAAGCUAAUCAAGAUCUACUUCCCCACUGUGUAUGACAUCAAGCACCUCAUGAAAUUCUGCAACAGCCUCCAUGGUGGACUUAACAAGCUUGCUGAAUUGCUGGAGGUUGAGAGGGUUGGAAUAUGCCACCAAGCUGGCUCAGACAGCUUGCUCACCUCCUGCGCUUUUAGGAAGUUGAAAGAGUCUUUCUUUAAUGGUUCCACUGAGAAAUAUGCAGGGGUAUUGUAUGGGCUGGGUGUUGAGAAUGGACAUAUGGUUCAUUGAGUCAGCAAGCAAUAAAAAUAAUAAUUAAAUUAUUAUGAAUUGCCUUCUCCGUGUGCUGGCCAAA
Zingiber officinale is the source of this 1117-nucleotide messenger RNA. RefSeq names its product probable CCR4-associated factor 1 homolog 7. Lineage: Eukaryota; Viridiplantae; Streptophyta; Magnoliopsida; Zingiberales; Zingiberaceae. Gene Ontology annotation, cellular component: CCR4-NOT complex; CCR4-NOT core complex; P-body. The transcript has a single exon. Gene Ontology annotation, molecular function: poly(A)-specific ribonuclease activity; nucleic acid binding. Bases 226 to 1053 code for a protein of 275 amino acids. The record is from RefSeq and is a predicted model, not a curated record.